Exophiala viscosa is the source of this 1749-nucleotide messenger RNA. Its product is annotated as mitochondrial delta-1-pyrroline-5-carboxylate dehydrogenase. The transcript has 2 exons. Gene Ontology annotation, molecular function: L-glutamate gamma-semialdehyde dehydrogenase (NAD+) activity. Bases 1 to 1749 code for a protein of 582 amino acids. Lineage: Eukaryota; Fungi; Ascomycota; Eurotiomycetes; Chaetothyriales; Herpotrichiellaceae. The record is from RefSeq and is a predicted model, not a curated record. Gene Ontology annotation, cellular component: mitochondrial matrix.
AUGGCAGGCUCUUGCAGGACUCUGUUGUCCUUUUCGCAACGUUCUGUCUCUUCCUCUGCCCAGCAUGUACGCAGGUUCCAUGCCUCACCAACUGCAAUGUCCACGCUGGCAGCCUUCAAACUACCAAACAUCUCCAACGAGCCAAACAAACACUAUGCGAAAGGCUCACCUGACAGAGAAGAACUGGCAGCUGCUCUGGAAACGUUGAAGCAGAAAGCACCACUGGACAUUCCGAUCGUGGUUACCGGCAAGCCCAUCAAGACGUCCACCGUCCUUACGCAGAACGUCCCCUCCUCUCACGCGACAACCAUUGCAAAGUACUCAAAUGCCUCCACGGAGGAUGUCAACAAAGCUAUUGAGGAAGCCCUUGCUGCAAAGCCUGCAUGGGAAGCUCUUCCUUUCGCUGACCGAGCUGCUGUCUUCCUCAAGGCCGCCGAUUUGAUCAGCACAAAAUACAGAUACGAGGUCAUGGCUACAACAAUGCUAGGACAAGGCAAGAAUGCAUGGCAAGCAGAGAUUGACGCAGCGGCCGAAUUGAUCGACUUCUUGAGGUUCAAUGUCAGAUAUGCUGAAGAGCUGUAUGCACAACAGCCACCCUAUAACUCGCCCGGUGUAUGGAACAGACUCGAAUACAGGCCUCUGGAAGGAUUUGUCUACGCUAUUUCACCUUUCAACUUCACUGCCAUUGGCGGCAACCUUGCUGGUGCUCCUGCUUUGAUGGGCAAUGUGGUUUUGUGGAAGCCCAGUCCGUCAGCAAUCGCGUCGAACUAUCUGGUCUAUCAAAUCCUGCUGGAAGCUGGUCUUCCUGCGGGUGUGGUCCAGUUCGUUCCCGGCGACGCGGAAGAGGUGACCAAGGCUAUUCUGUCUCAUAAACAGUUCGCCGCACUUCACUAUACAGGCUCUACCGCGGUCUUCCGCAAGCUGUACGGUCAGAUCGGCCAAGGAAUUGCAGAGGGCAGAUACAAGGGAUAUCCUAGGAUAGUGGGCGAGACUGGAGGCAAGAACUUCCACCUGAUCCAUAAGAGCGCAGACAUCGACAACGCGGCCAUACAGACGGUUCGAGGAGCAUUUGAGUACCAGGGCCAGAAAUGCAGCGCAACGUCGAGGGUGUACGUGCCUUCCUCGAUAUGGUCGGACUUCAAGACGAAAUUGGUCUCUGAGACGGAAAACUUGAAGGUUGGACCUCCUGAGGAGUUUGGAAACUUCAUUGGUCCAGUCAUCCACGAGGCUAGCUUCAAGAAGCUCUCUGGUGCCAUUGACGCGGCGAAAGACGACUCGACUCUCGAACUGCUCACUGGUGGUAAAUACGAUGACAGCAAAGGAUACUUUAUUCACCCCACCAUUUACCUUGCGAAAGACCCGACUCACAAAUACUUCAGCCAGGAAUUCUUUGGACCCAUUCUGACAGUCCAUGUCUAUGACGACUCAAAGCCGGAUGCAUUUGAACAGAUCUGCAAGGUCGUGGACAGCACUUCGGAUUAUGGCCUUACCGGCGCUGUUUUUGCUCAAGAUCGUGCAGCGAUCAGAUACGCGGAGGAGGCUUUGAGAAAUGCUGCUGGCAAUUACUACAUUAACUGCAAGAGCACUGGAGCUGUUGUUGGACAACAACCUUUUGGCGGCGCUCGCGCAUCUGGAACCAAUGACAAGGCCGGAUCUGCAGCCAUCCUGUCGCGUUUCGUGAGCAUGAGGUCGCUGAAGGAAGAGACACUGCCCAUCUCGAAAACGGAAUAUCCUUCCAAUGAUGUGUAG